Mytilus californianus (California mussel) is the source of this 4638-nucleotide messenger RNA. Its product is annotated as neuropilin and tolloid-like protein 2. Bases 1 to 1878 code for a protein of 625 amino acids. The record is from RefSeq and is a predicted model, not a curated record. The transcript has 10 exons. NCBI's taxonomy places the organism in Eukaryota, Metazoa, Mollusca, Bivalvia, Mytilida, Mytilidae. Gene Ontology annotation, molecular function: protein binding.
AUGGGACAUUGUGAUAUUUCCCUCAAAAUUACUACCCAUGAGAACAGAGAUUUCUUUAUUUUAUUAUUGUGCUGUAAAGGAUUCACAUCCCAAAGAAGUGAAAGUCCAGGUUCACUGACACUUUCUGAACAACCAGAGAUAAGCGAUUCUGUACCUUCAAGAUGUUGGAAUUUCACUUAUGGAGACCCGUCUAAAAUGGAAUUUUUCAGUCCAAACUUUCCAAGUAAUUAUUCUAUAAACCUGAAUUGUGCCCGUUAUAUUGAAGCUCCACCCGGAUACAAGAUUCAUUUGUAUUUCUGGGAAUGGUUUGAAAUCGAGGUCAGUCAAGACUGCAAAUUUGAUUAUUUAGCGGUCCAUGAUGGCCCAUUUAGCUAUUCACCAAAGAUAGCAAAACUCUGUGGCAAUGAAUAUCCAUCCAAAAUAAUAACAUCGUCUACCAGGUUUAUGUGGCUACAGUUUGUCAGUGAUAAGAAUUUGGGAGGAAGAGGAUUCAAAGUUACAUACACAUUUGUAGCACAGAGUGGAUAUAAAGAAAAAGAAGAAGAGCAGAAAGUUUGUAGAAUACACUAUGACAAAAAGGUAGGACCUGAAGGAGAAAUAACAUCCGACAUGAUUCCAUUUGCUGAUACAUCGUCUCCCGGAUAUCCAGUAAAUAAGCCUAUUGACUGCACAUGGGAAAUUGAUGCGGAACGUCACUCAAAGAUAGCUCUUGCACAAGUGACUGUAUAUUUCCAUAGCGCUGGGAACUGCGGACUUAACAAAAUAGAAAUUUAUGAUGGGUCAACUUUAAAAACAGAUAAACGGAUACAAAACUGUGGCCCUGGACCAUUCGAGUCAUUUGAAUCGAAAACAAAUAAAAUAUUUGUUCGAAUCUUCGGCAACAGUCUAAAUUACAAACCAACGAUAAAUCUUCUAUUUACAAAGUUUUAUAAAAACGAAACUUGCAAUUCCAAACAUUUUUCUUGCAAUGGAAGAUGCAUCAGCAACACUCUUGCUUGCAAUGGAAAGAUUAACUGUCCAAGUGGAUUAGACGAAGAAAACUGCGAUCUGGAUGAUAGCGAUACUGUUGGUUUGGGCUUUGAAUCGCUACCAUUGCAUGCCAUCAUUAUUGGAGCUGUAGGCGGCGUGCUAGGAACCAUAAUUGUUAUCGGAGUAUGUCUAAUUUGCCGUUACAAAAGCCGAAAGCGACAGAAACAAAGACAGGAACAACGUGAUAAAUUAAAGGAAAAUUUCGAAAUGUCCAACAUAAGUGCGAACACAACUUUACUGACGAAAAAGAAUGCCGGACAACCUAAUUAUUUUUCUUUACCAAGGCAGCAUCGAAGUGGAGGUCAAAGAGAUUAUAUACGUAGGGAUAGUGGUACCAAUUCAAGUGUUCCUUCAGAGGGCGAUGUUCCCGAUCACAAUUCUGACCCAGGAAAUUAUAAAAAAUAUUUAGUCAUGGAUCAAUAUUUGGACGAAGAACCUUGUCCGUCAGUUUAUAAUCAAGGUCCGGUUUUAACGACUAUAAUUGAACGGCAUGAUGUUCCAAUGCAACAACAGGAAAUCGAUGGGUCAUACGGUUGGACCGGAUAUGGAUGGAAACAACCUCAGUCUGAUAUUAAACCGCCAAUGAGUCUAACAGAGAACAUCGCUAAAUUAGCACAAUAUAACAUUCCACAAAAAACUUUAAACCCAGACUAUAAGAUGUAUACAUCGGAUCCGAAAUAUGAAAUGUAUCCAGAACUACGAUAUAAUAUAGGAAAGGAGUAUUCCAAAUUAAAAUACCAUCCUCAACAACAUCAACCAGAAAUCACUACACCUACGAAGGAAAAUCAGAAAAGUUUUAAAAUGUCCAGCCCUCAUCCUGACAUUACUCGAGAUUUAGAAGUUACGUAAUAUUGUAUGAGAGUCUGGCAAAAUAGACUUUGGAGAACAUAAUAUUGUUUCGUCAAAGUAAUGACUUGUUAUAACAAGUAUGAAGACCAACAGAUACUAGGAACAAAUCAAUCAUCAGACUCUUAUCUCGAUCAACCAAAAACAGUUACAAACAAUCGGUUACAAUAAAAGGAUAGUGAUUUUUAAGUGCACAUAUCAGAAAUCCAAAAUAUUAUUUCCAUGAAGGAAGGGUCAUUAAUGAGAAUUAUGAUAACCACUAUUUUUCAUUGCGCAUUGUAUAAUAGCAUUAUAUUUUAAUUUCACUAUUCUGAUGAAGAAAAGGACAUUAAGCAAACUUAAUGUAAAUUAUUUAGUGUGAACAAAUUCACUCAUAUGUAACCAAAAAUUGAAUUUUCAAUUCAACACCCACUUAAACGACAACACUUAUAAGAAUGGAUGUACUUCAAGCUAGUUCAGCAUUCCAUUCCACUCCAAAAUUAAAUUCUAGUUGCUGCAUUAAGUUCGUGGUUUUGUCUUGAUGUUUUUUUUUUCUCUUCAUAGCUUUAUUUUACCACCACUCUCAGUGCACUGUAUGCGCCUUAUAUUCGUCUGUUGUUUCAUAUAUCACAACACUUUGUUUACAUCUAUACGCCCUAUUUAAGGUUUUAAAGUAUUAAAAAUAGGAUCAUUCUAUAUCAGAAAUAUGUUUACCAAUAACGAGUUCCUAAAUAUAAGUAUAAUGUGUAAGUUUGGCAUACGUUUCCGUGAUUAAAUGAAUACAAGUUCAUAUUGCAUCUAUUAAAGAAUGUAAUAAUAUCUAAACUGAUGGACAUAUUGUGUCGUGAACAAAAAAAGUACAAUCCUGCAUAAAAUCAAGUUACAAUAAAGUGACGGAAUUAUAAAACAUUUUUGCUCCUAGCUCCUAUAAAAUCAUACAAAACACUAAAAUGUCUCGCCAUCUGCACUAUUUCAAUUGUUAUAAGGGGCAAUAAACUUUGAAACUUAUGUCAAUGUCACAAGAAAUAAUAUUAAUUCAAGUGUAAGCGAAUUUAUUAAUAAAUUCACGUGCACUUGAAAAACGUGUUAACCUGAUUGUCGCAGUGUGAAAACUGAGCUCAACGUUAUUUGUAUAAACCACUCGAAAAUAUUUUCGUUGCAGGCGAGACAAUAUAAAAAAAAAUAUUUUGAAACCCUUUCAAUUGUGAUAAAAAAGGGUUACUAACAAACACUUUCUACUUAAGUGCAUUGAAAAAUUAAUUCUAUGAAUCAUAAUGUCACAAUAACUCAUGGAUAUACGUCGCAACUUGUAUAAUUCAUCACAUAUAUUCUUCUAAUAGUUUAGCAAAAUAUUAGCUUAUAUUUUAGCACUGAAAUCGAAUAAUUGUUUACCAUCUGAAGAAUCGAUAUGGAAAAAUUUAGUGAGAGAAAAAAAUCUUCGCAAGUUCGAAGUACAAAGGAACUAGAAAAUAUAGUGCAUUUGAAAAAAAUAUAUAGAAACAAAAUUAGAGUUAACACUUUGGUUUGACGGUUGAAAAUCAUUGAACUAUUUUCUUUAUUCUCUGUUUCGUUCAUAUUUUUAGAUAUUUUACAGCUACUGUGAGUGGUGGUAUUGUUUACAUUUACGUCCAUCUUUGUAUAAAUUGAUCAUAUUUUAUUAAAUUUAUAUAUAGAAUGAACUUUAUCUUUGUUAUUUGUUUAUUGUGAAACCUGAGUUAACAACUAUCGCAGCAUAAAAAUACUACACUAAAUGAAAACAAAAAAUACUACACUAAAUGAAAACAAAAAAUAACAAUUAAAAACAAAGAAACAAAAAAACUAAGAAAAAUAGUUUAUUAAAAACAAUCAAACAAAGUCAUAUGUAUACUUUCAAGUACAGACGCAAGUUAUUCAUUCUAUAACAUUCAAACAUUCAUGCAGGCUUCUGCAGAACGCUCUGUCUCUCGUGCGAUUGCUGCUGUCAGUGUAAAGGUGUAAUAUUGACUGUCAAAAAACUAAGUCCAUUUAUCAAUAAAAUGUGGAAAAAAAUAUAAAAGAUCGAUUUUUUUUUUAUUCAGAUGUUGUAUUUCUUGAUCUGGAAAAGAUUCUAUUCAAAUUUCAAAACAUUCCACGAGAGUUGAUUAAGUUAUUGCUGUCUAAGAAAUAUAAUCCCAGACUGUAUGUAAAUGUUUACUGCCAAAAAAUUAAGUCCAUUUAUUAGUAAAUUACGAAAAAAUGCAGAAAAAUAUUUAUUAAAUUUUGCUUUAGAAAUUAUCUUGUAAUCAUAAAAAAAUCUGCCAAAGUUUUAUAAAAUUCCAAAUGAUGAAGGUUUAUAAAGUAAGUGAUGUCUAAAAAAAUCUUUAACCCAAGACUGUAUUUAAUUUUAACUGCAAAAAACUAAGUCCAAUUACGCAUCUGGCAUAAAAAAUCAUAAGCCUGGUAUCUUUGAUGAGUUAAUUUGAUCAGUAUAAUACGGAAUAUGAAGGAACAAAAAUCAAAAGUUUGAUUUGGAUACUGUCGUUUGAUCAUAAACAAUCUUCUUCUGUUCAAGUUUCAUCAAAUACCAUGAAGGUUUGACAAAGUUAUUGAUGUCUAAACAAAACUUUAAUCACAUUCUGAAACUAAAUGUUGACGCCGUCGACUACACCGGAAUGUAGGAUCGCUAUGUCUCGCUUCCUCUACAAAAUGUCACAGGCUCAUGUUUAGAAGCCAAAGUUUCAGGGGAAUAGCGAAAUUAAAUUUGACACUACAUUAUUAUUGGAACUGUCUAGUAAAACAAAAAAAAAAAAAAAACAAAAAAAAAAA